Messenger RNA from Thermothelomyces thermophilus ATCC 42464, 1531 nucleotides. RefSeq lists its product as uncharacterized. Bases 383 to 1411 code for a protein of 342 amino acids. The record is from RefSeq and is a predicted model, not a curated record. The transcript has 2 exons. NCBI's taxonomy places the organism in Eukaryota, Fungi, Ascomycota, Sordariomycetes, Sordariales, Chaetomiaceae.
GAAGGUUCCACAGCGAUCUGCUCUUCCGGAAGGCGGCUGUCCGCUCCAGACGGCCCAUCACCUCCGGAAAACAAUCGCCUUCAUUUGUCUCGGUCCAGACUGACCGCUCUGUUGGCGGCCCAGGUGAAACAGAGACGCCUCAUCCAGAAUCAGAAGAGCAGAGACGGGCCCAAGAUCCCCUCCCCUAUCGCCCUUCGACGCCCCUCUCGCUGCAAAAAGGUUGGGCCUUGGGGCCCUGGGUGCCUGGCAAACGAGAGCACUCGAGGGAGCCGGGGCCGGAGCGAGGCGCGAAAGCAUGACGAGGACGAGGCGCCCGUCCCAACCGCCGAGCCGAGAUAUCAAUACGUGGAUUGUCCGAGGUACGGAGGGAUACUCCGAGGGCAUGGCGCCCGUUGGCUCCGAAGGCCAAACCGGGGGUUACCGGAAUCCGAAUGCGGCGGGCCAGCAACCGAACAGCAGCUCCGGCCUUGGGCCCUCCCGCCACCCGCCGCUGCCGGUUUCACCGGGUUCCCCGAGGAACCACAACCACAACAACUACGGCCAUGACCACCCGGGGCCGACCUCCUCGUCAUUCCGUACCCAACGAGUCGAAGCCCCGAACGCCGCCGGCACCGGCCGCGACCACUGCACGAGCGAGACGGGGGGGAGACCCGGGCCCGAUGCGGCCGGGGGGGACGAGGCCGCGGCGCUGGCCGAGUACCCGUACUCGAUCUACAACCACGGAACGUGGACGGCCGAGGAUGACAAGACGCUCCUCCAGGCGCGGUCGCGGGGCCAGAACUGGGCCGAGCUGCAGCGGACGCACUUCCCGAACAAGACGGCCAACGCGUGCCGCAAGCGGUAUGAGCGGCUGGUCGAGCGCCGCGGAAUUCACGACUACAGCGGCAGGCGGCUCGAGAUGGUCGCCAAGGAGUACAUGAACAUGCGGAGGGAACUCUGGUCCGGGCUGGCGGACCGCGUCGGCAUGAAGUGGGAGGUCGUCGAGGCUCUGUGCAUGGGCGCGGGACUGCGGACGAUCCAAUCCAACGCCCGAUCGUACACGAACCGUACGAGAAGAGACAGCAGGAUCUCUCAAAAGAUGCGGGAGGCACAGGCAGAGGCUUUGGGCACGGGUUCGCUGGGCUUCGCGCUUCCCGCACUUCCCCUCGGGAGCGAGUUCGGCACCGCGUUCGGCACCCUGUUGGGCGACCGGAACGCGGGCGCGGCGGGAAUCCGCAGCAUGCCCCCGCCGCCGCUCUUCCCGGCAGCAACCGGGCCGCCUCCUGGCAAUCGCCUGCCGCCCAUGAUUCUGGCCCCCAAGUCGCCCCCCGGAGCAUACGCCGAUGGGGGUGCACGGCCGACUCCGGGGCCUCCCGGCGCUGCCGUCUCUGCGUCGGAACCCCGCCCGGCACCGCGUGCUCCGGAUUGGUAGAGAAUUGCCGAUCCUGGUGUCAGGCGCGCAUGGCUUGGCCUUUUUUUUUUUUUUCUUUCGAAACCUCAAAGAGCUAGGGGUCGCGCCCGACGACCAGCGGCGCCGAUCCACGGAUCCGCC